Messenger RNA from Argiope bruennichi, 1116 nucleotides. RefSeq names its product interferon regulatory factor 4-like. Gene Ontology annotation, molecular function: RNA polymerase II cis-regulatory region sequence-specific DNA binding; DNA-binding transcription factor activity, RNA polymerase II-specific. NCBI's taxonomy places the organism in Eukaryota, Metazoa, Arthropoda, Arachnida, Araneae, Araneidae. The record is from RefSeq and is a predicted model, not a curated record. The coding region runs from base 272 to 817 and encodes 181 amino acids. The transcript is spliced from 5 exons. Gene Ontology annotation, cellular component: nucleus. Gene Ontology annotation, biological process: regulation of transcription by RNA polymerase II.
AAAUUGCUAUCCAAAAUUCAAUGAGUUGUUUUUAAUUCCAUCAACUUUCCAAACACGAAGCAGUUUCGGACGAAGAAAUUAAUUCUGUGUGCUAGAAAAUUCCUGACAUUGUUGUGCUGGAAUAUCGUUAGUUACAGCUUAAUAUUAUAAAAAAUUGCUCUGGUGUACAUUAACUACACUCAACUUCAGCUCAAGUAGCAACUGCUCGCUCAAGACAAUUCAUAUAACAAAAAAGAAAUAAUCGUAAACGCAUUCUGCAGCUUAUAUUAAUAUGUCGAACUUAUCGAAACUGGAAAUGACUGAGCCCCACCAACAGCGGACUAGACUUUUACAAGACUUUUUGAUACCUAACUUAGAUAAUGGAACAUUCCGAGAAAAACUCUUUUGGGUGAAUAGAGAAAAAGGAAUUUUCCGGAUCUCGUGGAAGCAUCAGUCAAGUAGUCGGUUCCGAAGUGAAGAUACUGAAGUUUAUAAGCAAUGGGCCAUUGUGAAAAGAUUGUGGAAUCCCUAUCACAGAAAAGCUCAUACAAUGGCGAAGCAACGGCUCAGGGCUGCGUUGCUUAAGCUGAAGCACGUCCGCUGUACAUAUAAAGACAGCGAAUAUAGAGAAUAUCAAAUAGAUAUCUCGCCAGAUGAAGCUUAUGCAGCUAAUACUUCAAGCAACGAUUCCAAUGCCCCAUGGCUUCACCCUCCAAUCAGGCAAUCUAGCAGUGAGACGGAUGAAUCUGAUCAGUCUCUGGACUAUUCAUAUGAAGAUUAUCUCGAGAGCGAUGAAUUUAUAGAUCAGUUUUUGAGAUCGAACUUAAUAAGUUUAUAAACUGUUCAGAUUGCUAAUUUUUCGGACAUUUGUAUAAACUCAUAUUUCAUUCUAAUUUUUUUUUUUUAUGGAUGUAUAUAUUUUUUUCAGAUAAUAAAAAAAAUCCAUGUGUGUGUGUGUUUUGCAAACAACAUGCACAAUUUGGUAAAUUUUACUUCACAUAGACAAGAUUGAAACAUUUCUUUAAAAAAAGCUACAGAUAAAGCUGAAUUAUAGUGUUUUGUAAUAUUGAUUAUAUAAUGUACAGGGUGAUUAUAAAAAAAAAACUAUCCCAGUGUAUAAGACCGUAACUAUCGUAC